This is a messenger RNA of Protobothrops mucrosquamatus (brown spotted pit viper), 1474 nucleotides long. RefSeq names its product pleckstrin homology domain containing A2 (gene PLEKHA2). Bases 55 to 1299 code for a protein of 414 amino acids. The record is from RefSeq and is a predicted model, not a curated record. Gene Ontology annotation, cellular component: cytoplasm; membrane. NCBI's taxonomy places the organism in Eukaryota, Metazoa, Chordata, Lepidosauria, Squamata, Viperidae. The transcript is spliced from 11 exons. Gene Ontology annotation, molecular function: PDZ domain binding.
GCCCUCACUCUGCGUGUCCUUCUCUUUGCAGAGGGAUGCUAGCAGUGCCUCGGAAUGCCUUAUGUAGACCGUCAGAAUCGAAUUUGCGGAUUCCUGGACAUUGAGGAUAAUGAAACCUGUGGAAAGUUCCUGCGCCGGUAUUUUAUUCUGGAUACCAAAAUCAACAGUCUUUUGUGGUACAUGGACAAUCCUCAGAAUCUGGCUGUGGGCUCAAAAGCAGUAGGAUCUCUACAACUGACCUACAUCUCUAAGGUCAGCGUGGCUACCCCCAAACAAAAGCCGAAAACACCAUUCUGUUUUGUUAUCAACGCCUUGUCUCAGCGCUAUGUCUUGCAAGCAAAUGACCAAAAAGAUCUCCAGGACUGGGUGGAAGCGUUGAAUACUGCCAGCAAGAUUACGGUGCCGAAGCAUGGAAGUUUGUCGCUAGCCACAGAAGCAGGAAGGCACCCAUAUAAGACUGAGAUCAUUGGAGGAGUCGUCGUGCAGACACCCAUCUCGGUCAACCAGAAUGGAGGAGAUGGCUCUGAAGGCCACGAGCUUUCAUCUCACCCUUUGUUGAAGCGGUCCCAGAGUUACAACCCCGGUACCAAAACACCAGUGGGACCUGUAGCCCUCAAGAGCGGUUAUUGUGUCAAGCAAGGGAACGUAAGAAAGAGCUGGAAGCGUCGUUACUUCAUGCUGGAUGAAACUUCUGUCAACUAUUUCAAAUGCGAGCAGGAUAAAGAGCCCUUGCGGUCAAUCCUCCUGAAGGAUGUUCUGAAGACUCAUGAAUGUCUCGUCAAAUCUGGUGACCUUCUAAUGAGGGACAAUCUCUUCGAAAUUAUAACAAGCUACCGGACCUUCUAUAUCCAGGCCUACAGCCCUGAAGACAUGAAAAGUUGGAUCAAAGAGAUUUCGGGUGCGGUGCAGGCAUUAAAGAGCUGUCCCAGAGAAAUGCCUUUGGUGAGAUCAGUGUCAAUGGAUAAACGAGGAAGUCCCACCUUGUCCAGCUCCACCACGUCGUCCAUUGCGUGGCUAAAGCAGCGAGGAGAGGAGUCCAGGGUUGGUCACAAAGGUCCCUCCACUUCUUGCUGGCUGCCCUGGAUGCCUGUGCCACAGUUGGAGGAGAAGCAACAGCCAGCAUCCAAGGAACAGGCUGAAGAGCUGAGCAACUCUGGGUUUGCCCCUGUGUCUGCUGAACGAGAUGCUGGUGAGACCCAGGUCAGGCGUAUCCGACACAGGUCGGAACCCCAGAGCUUUAAAGAGCACCGCUUUCUGAUUGACUUGGAGGAUGAAAACAUCCGAACCUCAGAUGUGUGAUUGUGCAGCAAGGCGGACGUUGCCAGGAAACAGGCAUUUUAAGGAUGGGAUGUUCUGGAUGAACACUAGUUAGCUUGCACCAGCUCCAGACGGAACAGAUACUGCAACGCAACAAAUUUAAAGCGGAGAAGAAUCUACACUUACAUGUGGAUUGUAUGUUCUGCUGGAGUCUUCU